Messenger RNA from Solanum stenotomum, 1074 nucleotides. RefSeq lists its product as uncharacterized. The record is from RefSeq and is a predicted model, not a curated record. The coding region runs from base 100 to 933 and encodes 277 amino acids. The transcript has a single exon. NCBI's taxonomy places the organism in Eukaryota, Viridiplantae, Streptophyta, Magnoliopsida, Solanales, Solanaceae.
CAAUCCACCCAAGAAAUUGUUUACAAAUACACACUCCCACACUUUACAAUUUCUCAUUCCAAUUUUGAAAAACCGCCAAAACUGAAAAACCGUUUUCCGAUGGCUAAUCGCCUUACUCUGUUCCUCAUCCUCUCCAUUACCGCCGUCUCCACCGCGGCCGUCGAUUCCGCCACCAAUACCACCGCCACCGUUGAUAUCGUCUCCACCGCCGUCCACUCCAGAAAACAGGCGAAAAACACCGGCCGCACGAAAUACUCCAUUUCCCCAUAUGAACUGGACAGCCUUCUGAGUGUCUUAAGGUACAGCGGUUACCCUCUUUUUAGCAACGCAAUCGACACCUCCGAUAUCCAAUUCCAAAUUCUCACCGGCCACACCACACUCGCCGACUCUUCAUCGGCGGCGGCGGGAUCAUUCACUAUCUUCGCACCGAGAGAUCAUUUCCUGUAUACUCUCGAUAUGGCUUCCGAUGCUGAUGCUUACGUGGCGGCACUCCGAUCCCACGUCAUCCCUUCUCGCCGACUCACAAUCACUGAACUCCGCAACCUUACUUCUCCAUACCUUGAUACCCUUCUUCCCCAUUACAGUAUUUUGGUGGAAACGAGCAGGGGCGACGACGAUAUCGUCACUAUUGAUGGGGUUCGGGUUUCGGAUCCGAAUCUUUUUGUCGGGUCGAGAUUUGUUGUUCAUGGGUUAGAUGGGAUUCUUCUGACUGGAUUUAACAUGUACGAGGAUACUCUGAGCCAGAUGGGAAGAGGGUUUUUUGCGCCGGAGAAAGUGGAGCCCUUCGCUCAUAAAUCUGGCCGGCAUUCUGCGUCGGCGGUGAAGAAUGGGGGUUUUUCCAGAGUUAUGAGGAAGCAUCGGAAACUGCAGUAUCGCCGGAUUUGGAAGAGUAAUUACAGUGUCCGGCGUAACGGCGGAGAAGAUGGUUUCUAGGGCAUUACUGUAAAUCUCAAGUUUCUUCUGGGGUAAAAUUGUCUUUUUCCGAGGAAUUUCAAUAUUGAACAGAAAUAGAAAAUAGUCAGAAAUUGUAUUUUCUCUUUUACGUGAAUAUAUUCACAAAUUGUGAAAUAUCAA